AUGAUUAAUAGUUUUAAUUAUGAUCCUUCCAAACCAAUUUGUGAGAAUGAUCACGUUAUGCUAAUAGAUCACAUUAAAAGAUGCUUCGUGGUAAAGGUUGAGAGAAACAAGCUUGUAAAAAUAUGUAAGGAUAAGUUUAAUAUCGGGACAUUAAUUGGACUAAAUUAUGGCCAAAUUUUCACCAAAAUUGAUAACGAGUGGAUUAAAGUUAAUAGAAAUGAUGAAAGCUUCAAGAGUUACUGGAGUUUGGUGGAACAGGAUUCUGACGAUUCUGAGUCUUUAGAAUCUCCAAUUUCAAGUGACAAUCGCACCUUUUUAGACCUAAACUCAUCUCAGAAACUCAGUGCAGAUGAUAUAAAUAAGAUGAAAAAAGAUAUAAAUCCUUCGGAGCUAAUAAGUAAAAUCGUCCAAAAUUCUGAAACCUUUCAAGCCAGAAACCAGUUUUCUAAAGAGAAAUAUAUAAAACGGAAAGAGUUCAGGUACUUGAGAUUUGAAUCUUUGGCAAUGAUGUUACACCUGGCCAAUCCACAAUUCGAUGAUAAAGUGAUUGUUUUCGACCACUCACUUGGUCUCAUCACUGGAGCUCUUGCUCAAAGACUUCAAGGUACUGGUAAGAUAUAUCGCUUAGUUACUAGAGGCGUUUCUGAUAAAAUUGUGCAUGAACUUGGCGUUAACCAUUUUGAUAACAUUAUUUCCGUCGAUUUCGAUCAAGUUAUGGCAUAUUCCGACGGUUCCAAAGUACAACUUAAUUCCAACAGUCAUGACAACACGAAUACUGUGGAUAAUAUAGAAGAACAUAAUUCAUCUGAGUUGGAGUUGGAAUCGUCAAACAGCACUGAAGAGGAGCUAGAAGUAAAGAGUAAAAAAAGGAAAAAGGAAACAAUUCCAGGAAUUUACCCAUUAACCAAGAUAACAGAAUCUGAACUUGAAAAUGUAAACCUUGUGAUUGGAAAUGUGUCAUUUAACAAGUGUAAUAAAGAUAACUCACUUGUUGAUACUUACACCAUUUCCUUGAUGGAAAUUGCCAACAAGUUCUUAAGAAAUGAUGGAAGAUUAAUUGUUUUCGGCCAACAUUUUCAACCUUUAUCCCACUGUUACUCAGUUUUGACCAGUUCAACUCAGUACAUUAAUGUAAAGCUGGAUGAAACUUUUAUUAGGGAAUAUCAAGUAUUCAAAGGAUUCAAUUUUAUUACUUUAGGUCAAACCGAUGUGUACUCAUCCUUUAAUUGGGAAAUACCGGCCUUGUUGUGGCUUCAUUUUAUCCGCCAUUAA
Theileria annulata is the source of this 1272-nucleotide messenger RNA. RefSeq lists its product as uncharacterized. Gene Ontology annotation, biological process: tRNA methylation. The coding region runs from base 1 to 1272 and encodes 423 amino acids. Lineage: Eukaryota; Apicomplexa; Aconoidasida; Piroplasmida; Theileriidae. Gene Ontology annotation, cellular component: nucleus; tRNA (m1A) methyltransferase complex. The transcript is spliced from 6 exons. The record is from RefSeq and is a predicted model, not a curated record.